Molecule: messenger RNA, 4203 nt
Organism: Salvelinus fontinalis (brook trout)
Lineage: Eukaryota; Metazoa; Chordata; Actinopteri; Salmoniformes; Salmonidae
Product: zinc finger protein 501-like
Exons: 2
Coding region: 243-1556 (437 amino acids)
Biological process (GO): regulation of transcription by RNA polymerase II
Cellular component (GO): nucleus
Molecular function (GO): RNA polymerase II cis-regulatory region sequence-specific DNA binding; DNA-binding transcription factor activity, RNA polymerase II-specific
Source: RefSeq, a predicted model, not a curated record
CAUAAACAGCUCGUCAACCACCCCGGUAGCUUGCUAGCCAACAUAGCCGAAAGAUUCAAGCUAUUUAUACGCUUUCGGUGUAUAUUACCUACUGUGUUUUAGACACACUUCUGUCGUAUCUACUUGUUAACCUAUUUAAUUUAAUAUUACGUUAUUUUGUAUUAGUCAGCUAUAGUAGCUGGCUGGUUAAGUUAGCACUAGCCUAGUCGCUAAUGAUAGCUAGCUAGCUAACAUCCCCGAACAUGAGCUCCCCAAACUACUCCCCUCCUGUUAAAGAAGAGGAGAUCUGCUGGACGGAGAAAGAAGCUCUGGGGCUGAACAUUGUCGUGAAAGAGGAGACGGAAGAAGAGGAUGGCACAGUUAAAAAAGAAGUAGAGAGUGAGGCUGUUACAGUGAAAGAAGAAGAGAAAGACGUUUCAGUGAAAGAAGAGGAAGACUCGUUCAGAGUGAAAGAGGAAGACGCGUUCAGAGUGAAAGAGGAGGAGGAUGUUACUGUGAAAGACGAGGAGGAAGAGAAAGAGGAGGAUGCAGUUUUUGGAGUGAAGAAGGAAGGGGAGAUUACUGUCACAUUGAAAGAUGAAGAGGAGGAGAUAGGAGAUCUGAUUAACACCAGAGAGAGACGGGACUACCGUGGGUCCUCUGGGGAGCCUCAACAACCUCAUGAUGCUGACGAGGCAGAGAAGAGUCUCUCCACAUCAGAACACCUCAAGAAACACCUGCAGAGAUCCACAGGGAAGAAACCUCGCUGCUGCUCUGACGGUGGGAAGAGAUUCACCUCCUCAGCAGGCAUUAAAAUUCAUCAGAGAAUCCACACAGUGGAGAAACCUUGUAGCUGUACUCAAUGUGGGAAGAGUUUUACCCAUUCAACCAGCCUGAUAUCACACCAGAGAACACACACAGGAAAGACAUCUUACAUCUGUAGCUGUGGUAUAUGUGGGAAGAGUUUUACUCGGCUAAGCACCCUGAUAUCACACCAGAGAACACACACAGGAGAGAAACGAGAGAAACCGUAUAGCUGUGAUGAAUGUGGGAAGAGUUUUUAUACAUCUAGCCAUCUUAUUGUACACCAAAGAACACACACAGGAGAGAAACCGUAUAGUUGUACUCAGUGUGGGAAGAGUUUUUUUACAUCUAGCUAUCUGAAGAGGCACCAGAGAACACACACAGGAGAGAAACCUUUUAGCUGUACUCAAUGCGGUAAGAGUUUUACUCAGCUAAGCAACCUGAUAUCACACCAGAGAACACACUCAGGAGAGAAACCGUAUAGCUGUAAUGAAUGUUGGAAGAGUUUUACUCACCUAAGCAGCCUGACAUCACACCAGAGAACACACACAAGAGAUAAACCAUAUAGCUGUCAUGAAUGUGAGAAGAGUUUUAUUAGCCUAAGCAGCCUGAUGUCACACCAGAGAACACACACAGGAGAGAAACUUUAUAGCUGUACUCAAUGUGAGAAGAGUUAUAAUACAUCCAGCAUUCUGACUAGACACCAGAGAACACACACACAGGAGAGAAACCGUUUAGCUGUGACCAAUGUGGGAAGAGUUUUACUCAGCUAAGCGGCAUGAUAUCACACCGGAGAACACACACGGGAGAGAAACCAUAUAGCUGUGAUCAAUGUGGGAAGAGUUUUGCUACAUCUGGCCAGCUGACUUCACACCAGAUAACACACACAGGAGAGAAACGUUAUAGCUGUGAUCAAUGUGGGAAGAGUUUUGUUCAAUCUGGCAAUCUAAAAGUUCACCAGAGAACACACAUAGGAGAGAAAUCUUAUAGCUGUAAUCAAUGUGACAAGAGAUACUCUAAUAAAAGGUUUCUGAUCAAACAUCAGAAAAUACAUGAAGGAGUUGUUUCAUGAUAUCAAUAAAAGGAUGUCACAAUGUAGAAUGUUGUAGGAGUAUUUUAAUGAUGUCACAAUGUAGAACCCUAAAUGUUUGUCCCUGUUCUAUUGAUUUCAACAUGAUAUGGAUAUUAGCCUCAGGGGGAAAAUCCAGGCUCUGAAUUGAAAGCGUACUAUUUACGGGAUUUAACAAAAAGUGACUAAUACAAAAAGAGUGUGUUACACUUACCACGUUGGUGACCCACUUGGAUCAAAAUGCAACACUUCAAAAUGUAGAGAUCUGUUUUCUACAAAUUGUCCUCUAACCAGUGAUGUACACAUUAUUCCCAGAUUCCGUGUGGUUUUUGAGCUUUUAGUUUUAACAGGAUGUGCAACCUCAUCACUCCAAAAUGUAGCUGACUGUCUUCUGCAGGUUGUCCUCUAACCAGUGAAGUAAAAUAUAUCUCCCAUUUCAAUGUGUUUUUUUAGUUGUUAGUUUCAACAGCACCUACAACCUGAUCUCCCCCCUAAUCGAUAUCAGUGAUUUAUUGCUACUUGUCAAAACAACAGCGUUUUUGGUGCUUGUGUCCAUUGUGAGGAAAACUUGGUUUCUGAUUGUCUCAAGUUUGGGCAGUCAAAAAGAUUUGUGUUUUGUGUUUAGCCAGUGCGUUCCAUGGAUCACAAAUUAUUUUGAGGUUCCGUAUUAGAGUUGAGUUAUGUUUGGGCUCGUUCCAAGGGGACGAGAGUUCCUAGAAGCUAGUGAGUUUUAGGAGGAGAAAAUAUAUAUAUUUUUAAAAUAAAUAAAUAAUAGAAAUAUAAUUGUUAUAUUAUUGUUAUUGUAUAAUAAUAAUUAUUGUAUAAUUGUUACAAUGAUAUUGACAAUGUUGCUCUGCUUUUAGAAUAUCAGGGUUCAUUCUCAGAUGUGCUAACCCAAAUGCAUGACAUUGGGGACUGGGCCCGAUCCAACAACAUGCCUAUCGAGUGAACCCUGAAAAGAGAGAGAGAAGUAAGGUGGAAAGUUACUACGGAUAUUGCAGGAGUUGGUUGCUGAUUGUCUCAAGGGUGGGCAGUCAACAAGUUUUGCGUUUAUCCAGUAUUUUGCCAUGGAUCACAAUUUAUUUUGACUGCACGUUUUUCCGUAUUGGUGAUUAGUUUUUUGGGGGCUCGUUCCAAUGGGACGAGAGUUCUAGAAGCUUGUUCGUUUUAGGAUUCUAUUGAAAGAAAAAGGAUUUAAAAAAUAAAACGAUUGUAUAUUAUUAUUUAGAAAAUGUGUUUAUUCUUGUUUUUAAUUGUUGACUGCCAGUAGACACCAUGUUUAUAUUGGUGAAGCAUUUUAGUUGAUUAUAAUGUGAAAUGGAAAUUGUUUUCUGUUAGUGGUGAGCAAACUUGUCCAACAAAAAUAUAGGAUAUAUUUGUUGUCUUAGGGGGGAAGGUGUUACAGGCUUUGGUUUUUCCAUUUAUGUUUUGAGGUUGGACUCGCCCAUAUAGCUUGUUAGCACGUCUAGCACGUUAGCACGUAGGACGCACUGAUUGGUGUCACCUCGUUAGUCAGUAUGUGUUACACCUGUGCUAGCUUGUCCAUCUCGUUAGUGGGAAGGUGUUUCACCUGAGCUGGUCCAGGUUCUAUUUAAGAGUGUCUGGCCCAGUACUCCACUUGUCUUGAUAGAUGUGGAGAGUCAACAUCUUUAGUCAAUCCACCUUUUUGGUUUGCUUCCUGUCUUUAAGUUUGGUGUGGGUUUUUCUUUUGUUUGCUGCUUCUUGGGCAGAUUUAGUUGGUCUCAUGGUGGGUGUCUUUUAGGUCCCAGUUGUUGUUACUAGUCAACUUUCAGUGGAGACUGAGAGCAAAACUGCAACAUUAUGUUAUAAUACUUUUAUUGCAUCAAAUGGUUGUUUUAUGCAACAGAAUAGAGGGUUCUUAGAACUAUUGUGUCUGUGUUCUACUGAGGAUGGGCUUCUGGGAUAUAACACUGACAGGAGAUUUACAAUGUCUUUUGGGUGGUAAAACCUAAAGAGACCGCAUUUCAGAGCAUGAGUUAAUGUUUCUGUUCUAUAUGGUACCAGGGAGAGAUGACCCCAGGGCCAGACCCUGGUCUCUACACAAAGAGUACUGUUUUUACAGCAGAUACUUAUAAUUCACAGCAGACAGUUUCUUUCAUACAAAUCUUAACCUUGUGACCCGUUCUAUACAUCUGUUGUUUGAAAGGGGUGUAUCUUGGCUGUAAAAGACCUUUGUACUUUUGUCUCGGGGCUCUCAACAAAUCAUCUGUGGGUGAUUUGUUGACCAGCCAUCAUUAUCGUAGAGCACUCAAUUGAUUCACUUUAUAUGUGUGUGUUGUAUUGACCUGCUCCCUUAUUAAUAAGUGAAUAAAGAUUUAGUUUAAGAAUAA